This is a messenger RNA of Microthlaspi erraticum, 522 nucleotides long. NCBI's taxonomy places the organism in Eukaryota, Viridiplantae, Streptophyta, Magnoliopsida, Brassicales, Brassicaceae. The record is from the annotation of a GenBank genome assembly.
AUGUCUGCGACAACAACACCAUCUCUAUCUCUUUCGAAUUUCAGACCAAGAUUCCGAAAUCCAACCAAAACCCACCAUUUAUCUCCACUCUCUUGGUCUGUUUCAAGGAGAAAGAUCUUGUCUUUUGACAGACAACAAGCUCCUAGGAUUCUUCUUCUCCACCAGGAAAAAAAACAACUAUGGAGUCUCUCUGCAACUCCGGACGAAAUUUCCCAGGCGAUCGUUUCUUCUGAUACUUCUUCUUCUUCAGAAGCUAUUGUAUCUACUGGUGGUCAAGAUGGUGUUGCUUUGAUUAUACAAGUGCUUCUCAUUAUCGCUUUUCUUGCUCUCAGUGUUCUCACCAUUGGUGUUGUGUACAUCGCAGUGACUGAGUUUCUAGGGAAGAGGGAGAGAGAGAAGUUUGAGAAAGAAGAGGCAGCAAAGAAGUCUAAGAAGAGUGGGAAGAAGAAGGCAACGCGAGCCAGAGCUGGACCGAGAGGUUUCGGUCAAAAGAUUGAAGAUGACGACAUUGAUCUUGAAUGA